Messenger RNA from Hypoxylon fragiforme, 1733 nucleotides. RefSeq names its product WLM-domain-containing protein. The record is from RefSeq and is a predicted model, not a curated record. The transcript has a single exon. Lineage: Eukaryota; Fungi; Ascomycota; Sordariomycetes; Xylariales; Hypoxylaceae. Gene Ontology annotation, molecular function: proteasome binding. The coding region runs from base 313 to 1347 and encodes 344 amino acids.
AUUUACAUGUGGAUUACAAAGCGACGCCGAGCAUCGACUUUGUAGAAUCUUCGACCGGAACAUACACAUACUUAGGUAUAAAGAGUAAUAAAUAACAAGUUCCGUGGAAUUCGGAAGAUAGGGGAAUGCUUCUCCUUUUCUCACUGUUACUGCAAUAUCAUCCUUGAGUGGUCUUACUAUUUGUCGCAUAUUCCAAAGCAUCGUGAACGACUUGCAUGCCUAUGAUCUAGGCAGUACUGAACUCCCUACGCACUAAACAGAACAUCCAGAUAGUGAUCUCCAAUCCUCUUUGAGCGCAGCAUCAGGACCACCAUGGCAGAUCAAGGCAAUAUCUCACCAGAAUCUGAAAAGAUAACCAUCACACUUACACAUCAUGGAAAAUCGCGCGAUUUUGGCAUGAGCCCCGAUGCGACAGUCGCCGACCUCGCCGCCCAAGUCCAAAGCGAGCUCUUCAUCCCCAUUAGCAACCAGAAGCUCAUGGUCUCCAAGCUCGGCAUGCUUAAGAUUCCCUUCGGCGAUCGCCCCGUAACCGACCUAGCGAACAAAAAGAUCACAUUACUCGGGACCUCGAGCGACGAGAUCGCCUCGCUAGCCUCCGCAUCGCAACAUGCCGCCCAGCACGCAGCCGAGCGACAAGCGCACCUCGCCUCCGCACGGCGCAACCUCCCCAAAGCCUACACCCGCCGCGGCGUCACCGGCCUCAACGACAACAACAACAACACGUACACCUUCAUGACGUUGCGCCCUCUCCCGAACCUCCCGCGCCCGGAGCGCUCUCUCGCCUUCCUCGAGCGGCUAAAAGCCGACAUCGGGAUCCGUGCCGCGAUGCGCGCGCACAAGUUCAGCGUCGGGCUCCUGACCGAGAUGGACCCCUUAUCGAACACGGAGGCGAGCCACGAGGGCACGACGCGGCUGCUGGGAUUGAACCGCAACCGCGGCGAGGUGAUCGAGCUGCGCCUGCGCACGGACGCGUACGACGGCUACCGCGACUACAAGACCAUCCGCAAGACGCUGUGCCACGAGCUCACGCACAACGUCCACGGCGACCACGACCGCAAGUUCUGGGACCUGUGUCACCAGAUCGAGCGCGAGGUCGAGCAGGCGGAUACGGGCAGGAAUAUAGGUGGCGGCGAGUACUACGAGCCGAGCGAAGAGGUUGCGUACGACCAUGGCGGCUGGACGGGCGGCGAGUUUGUCCUUGGUGGUGGCGGUAGCGGUGGAGGGAGGGCUUCCGCCGCGGGCCAGGGCACUGUGAGUCGUCGCGAGAUCAUCGCUAGAGCUACUGAGGAACGCCUCAAGAAGCAAAAGCAAGCACAGGGCGAAGAGGAAAAUAGGGAUGCUCAGUAGCGCGGUGACUUUUGAAAUAAGAUUUUGCUACAUUUACGAUUACGACAAGACAAGUUUCGAGGCUUUUUGGAGGGUUAUUAUGUUCGGCUUUGGGCGUUGGGGAUAUUGUUAAGAGUUGCUACUCUAUCCGUGUCAUCUACGACGGCAUUUAUGCGAUACCUUUUGCCUUCUCUCCUAGAUUUUUUUUCGUUAGAGGCACUGGUCUUCAAGAUUACAUCAUAUCUUGCAUUAUAAUGGCGUUUAGGGGAUGGCAGUUCUAGUAGACAUCAGGCCCUGGGGACAGAAGAAGGCUCUUGGCUAGAGUUCAGGGGUUAUAUUUUUGUACGUACAAUCGAUUUUUCCAGAAGCUCGUUCCAAAUGAUAUCUAAUUCAAUGGUUUCUCUGAG